This is a messenger RNA of Diatraea saccharalis (sugarcane borer), 3108 nucleotides long. NCBI's taxonomy places the organism in Eukaryota, Metazoa, Arthropoda, Insecta, Lepidoptera, Crambidae. The record is from the annotation of a GenBank genome assembly.
AUGUGGUCUGUAAAGUGGCGUCUGGUUGUGUUACUGGCUGCGUGCUGGGCGCAAGAGGGCGAGUGGAGCGAGGAUGCCGAAGACUUGGUAUCUACUGUGGACGUGGAUGCUGUGUUGGGCCGCACGGCGUCCUUGCCCUGUGACGUCACGCCGGACACAAACGAAGACCGCGUCUACAUGGUGUUGUGGUUCCGCGCCGGGAAGGCCACCGGAGGGAAGCCUAUAUACAGCUUUGACGUACGUGGACGGUCGUUUAACAAGGCGCUGCAGUGGUCGGAUCCGAACGCGUUCGGGCCUCGCGCGUACUUCGCUACCGUGGCGAGGCCGGCGGCUCUGACGCUCGAUACUGUACAACUGGACGACGAGGGAAUAUAUCGAUGUCGAGUAGAUUUCAAAAACUCACCAACGAGGAAUUUUCAAAUACGAUUAGCUGUUAUAGUGCCACCACAUCAACUGAUCCUGUAUGACAAAUCUGGAAGAGACGUCUCUGGAGUAGUAGGACCGCUCGAGGAGGGAAAUGAACUAGUUCUCGUCUGUGAGGUUAGAGGUGGUCGUCCUGCUCCUACAGUGGUGUGGCUAAUAGAUGGCACUCCAGCUCCGCAGUACAUUGGAGAAAAGACUGACACGCAUGUAGUAGUAAACAAAUUAGAACUACCACAUGUGAGACGGAACCAUUUGAAUACAACAUUCAAAUGUAGAGCAUCGAACACUAACCUUGUUAGUCCACAGGAGAAGACUGUAAGACUUGAGAUGAAUCUGCGGCCGACUCUCGUGGAGAUUCUAAAUAAACCCACGACGCUGUCCUCGGAGAGGUACGUCAGCUUGACGUGCGUAUCCGAGGGAAGUAGACCGCCAGCUCAACUAACCUGGUAUAAAGACAAUAGAAAAUUCAAAAGAGGAAAGAUAUCAGAGAGCAUGAACGAAACGUGGGUGAGCAGUAACGUGCAGUUCAUGCCAUUACCAGAGGAUGACGGCGUACUAUUAAAAUGCCAAGCAGACAACAGUGCGCUGCCGGGACAAAGUAUAGAAGACUCUUUUAAACUAGACGUUGUCUAUCCCCCAGUCGUGUCACUUUCUUUAGGUAGUACGCUUAAUCCUCACGAUAUCAAGGAAGGCGAUGACGUAUACUUCGAGUGUUCAGUGCGCGCUAACCCUAGGGAGCAUCGCAUUUCCUGGUACCAUAACGAAAAGCAAGUCGUCCACAACGUGGUAUCAGGCGUUAUUGUAAGUACCAAAUCACUGGUGCUCCAAAGAGUGACAAGAGACCAUGGAGGUGAAUACUCGUGUCGAGCAACCAACGCAUUGGGUGAAACAGCAAGCGAAACGACACAUCUCAGUAUACAAUAUGCGCCAGUUUGUACUCACUCCUCGACACAAGUGCUUGGCGCGCAGAUCGAAGAGGCAUUACGUGUGAGAUGCUCUGUGACUGCGAAUCCACCUGAUGUCACAUUCUUCUGGCAAUUCAACAAUAGUGGAGAAAGCCUUGACGUUUCUCCGGCAAAAUUUGGUACUGCGAAUGGCAGCACAAGUGAAUUGAGCUACAAACCACAGAGUGAACGCGACUAUGGAACGUUAAGCUGCCGCGGCACCAAUUCGGUGGGCAGGCAGCUAGAACCAUGCGUGUUCCAAAUUGUACCGGCGGCACGACCCACGGCUCCACGCAACUGCUCAUUGCACACUGGAAACAAUAGCACGGAAAUCACGAACUGGCUAUUAGUUCGUUGCGUGGCGGGCUAUGACGGCGGACUACCCCAAUCCUUUGUGCUAGAAGCGCUGGAUCCUAUAACGGGAAAGACCCGUUUCACUAGCAACGCAAACGAUACAGAUGGGGUAGUAACCUUCAAGUUGGACCUCGUGCAGAUGACAUCAGUGAAUGAUGGAGAGUCCGGUACAUUCAACUUGCUUAUCUACGCUAAAAAUUUAAAAGGAGAAUCAGAAAAAACUUUACUAGAAAAUAUUGCCUUCAAUGACGCCGCUAGAAGAACUGAUAAAAGCGCAAUAGGGGGCAUGACUCUAGGAGUAGUAGUCGCAGCUGUAUUGGGUUUACUGCUAGCUGCAGGUGGUAUAGUGUUUGUAGCACUGUGCGCACGCAAACGUCGAGCACAGCCGCCUCACAAGCAUCCCCCAGGUGAUAUGUUGGAACUCAGCGACGGUGGCCGCCGAUACGUCGUUGCAUACACCAUUAAGCCUUCGCCAGAUCUGAAGACUCCUGAUCCUCAGCCUGACAUUUUGAAUGCACCAGAUGGUGAAAUUCAACCUUCACAACCUCCGAUUGAAGAAGCAGAUGAGUGGCCUAGCAUAAAAGAUGUUAAAGGUGACUGGGGUAAAACUGGGGCUGUAUUUUCAGCGGAAGAUUUAGCUUUGUUGGACUCGACUGGGCGACCACAGCAACAACUCACUCCAGGCAGUGAUAUGGCGCCAAGCAAUAGACAAGAGGAUGUCCUUAAUCAGAAUCUACCAUUAGGGAAUAAUUUUAGGCCUAACUUCGUAGUUACUAAUAGCCCAACACUGGGGAGUCCAAAUUUCGUCUGUCCAAACGGCAAUAUAGGAUCUCCUUUUGGUAGUCAAACGUUAACUAUGAGCGGACCUACUUUAAGUUCUGGAAGUAUUGCAACUUCUACAUUACAUAGAGCCAAAGGUAAAGGUACAAGAAGAAGAGAGCACGUCUUAGCAGAGAAUCUUCCGGGCCCAGAGAGCUGCGUCUGAAAAAUAUAUAAUAUUUUUUUAGCUAACUGCUACCGCAUAAGACUAAACUACCUUUGGCUACGUUUUUCUAACUUCAAUUUUCACAAAGUUCCUUUAAUUCAAUUAUGUCUGUUCUAAACGAAAUAUUGGAAGAACGAAAAUUAUAUAUAAAUUUAUUUCAUAUAUUUGUUAGAAACAAGUCCUUUUCAUGAAAUCUUUAAACAAAAUUUAAUAAGUCUCAUUUUUGCUCAAAAGACUGUUUACACUUAUAUUGAUAAAAUUUAAAAAUUAAUUGUCGAGGUUUUGUAUUAGGGUUGUAAGUUAUUGUUUACAAUAAAAGGCUCAGAAAUUUAUUCCAUAACUUCUCGGGUAUUUAGUUUAUAGAAAUGUGAAUUUGUGUUACUAAUUCGGUUGUGUGAAUGU